CUUGUUUCUUUAGCUCAACUUUUGAGGAACAGACCCGUGUCUUUUCCGCAACAUCUCCCUUUGUUCACACGCCAUCUCUAUUUAGACCUGAUUUUUGUGGGUUAAGAUCCUUUACUUGCUGCUGCUAGAACCCGCACUAUAGAAAAAAAUUAGUUCGACUCAUCUUCGAAUUUUUCGUUGACUGUUUAUCCUUUAAUUAUCCGUUUCGUCUUCUCUUCUCCUUUUCAUAUCCUUACCUUCCUUCCUCUUACAUCUCUUACACCGGAUUCGUGUGCCAGCCCAUUGCACCCCAAAUCUUUCUUAAACGUGCUAAUUGGCAAACGCGAUUUGACGGUAUCGACAUUAUGAACACCAUCGCCGAACGGAAUCGCCGCAGCUCGCAGGCUUCAGCCCCCAAUCCAGAGGCUGCUGACCAACUUUUGGAGACUAUGGGCUACAAGCCUGAGCUCAUCCGCAACCGCUCAACAUUUCAAGUUGCCUUCAUGUCUUUCGUCCUCGCUUCUAUUCCUUACGGUCUCGCAACAAGUCUUACGUACCCGUUGAGCGGUGGUGGACCUGUCAAUGUGAUCUGGGGUUGGAUGUUAGUCUCACUGAUUGUCUUUUGUGUUGCUGCGUCACUCGGCGAGAUCACCAGUGUUUAUCCUACUGCCGGAGGCGUCUACUAUCAAGCAUUUAUGCUCUCUCCUGCCCGAUGGCGGCGCAUUGCAAGCUGGAUAUGCGGCUGGCUCUAUAUUGUCGGAAAUAUCAGUAUUACGCUCUCUGUUAACUUCGCAACCGCUUUAUUCAUUGUCGGGUGCGUUAAUGUAUUUGAAAAGAGCCCCGGGAUCGGGGUUUUGUCUGGCCAACCUUACCAAGUAUUUCUCAUCUUCCUUGCCGUUACUCUGUUGUCUAAUGCCAUCUCGGCCUUGGGCAAUAAGUGGCUUCCCUGGCUCGAUAUGGCUGCUGUCUUUUGGACCUUCGCUGGCGUGGUUGCUAUUGUUGUCUGUGCUCUGGCUAUCGCGAAAAACGGGCGUCAUGAUGCCAAAUGGGUUUUUGGGCAUUUCGAGGCUAACUCUGGGUGGCAUGACGGAUGGUCCUUUUGUGUUGGUCUCUUGCACGCUGCUUACGCUACUUCGUCGACAGGGAUGAUUAUUUCCAUGUGUGAGGAGGUUCAGAACCCUCAAGUUCAAGUUCCCAAGGCCAUGGUUGCGACAAUUUUCAUUAACACAUUGGCCGGCCUUCUCUUUCUUAUCCCCUUAAUGUUCGUUCUACCCAACAUCCAGGAACUCAUCUCUUCCGCCCAGCCAGUGCCGCAGAUUCUGAAGAGUGCUAUCAGGAGCUCCGGUGGUACCUUCGGCCUUCUAGUUCCCCUGAUUGUUCUAGGCGUCAUAUGCGGUGUUGGUUGCACCACUGCCACAUCGCGAUGCACUUGGGCUUUCGCCCGGGACGGAGCUAUCCCAGGCGCCAAAUGGUGGUCCAAAAUUAAUCAUAAGCUAGAUAUACCACUUAAUGCUAUGAUGCUUAGUAUGGUUAUCGAAAUCCUUCUUGGUCUUAUCUACUUUGGCUCGUCAGCUGCCUUUAACGCUUUCUCUGGCGUCGGUGUUAUUUGUCUGACUGCUUCCUACGGAACUCCUAUUGCUAUCAGUCUUGCCACGGGGCGUAAGCAGGUUAAGACUGGAAACUUCUAUCUUGGCACUUUUGGGUAUGUCGCCAACAUUGUUGCUACUGUCUGGUCGGUGCUGGCUCUGCCAUUAUUCUGCAUGCCUUCAACUAUUCCUGUCACUGCCAAGACCGUGAAUUACGCGCCUGUUGUGUUUGUGUUUGCUUGUUUGGUCUCAGGUAUCUGGUAUUGGGCUUGGGGACACAAGAACUAUGCUGGCCCGCCCACCAGAGAGAUGGAGGCUGUCGCAGCUAGCAGGAUGGGAUUGUCACAAGAUAUCCCAGGCCAGAAGCAGUAAUAUUAGCUUCUAGGGGAAUUUCAGACCACUAAAUCGCCCAGAGUGUUAUAUAUCUUGGUGGGAUAUAGAAUAAUCGCCAACACGAGCUUUGAUAAAGACGACAAACCGGGGCGGGCACAUUGCAGUCUUUUGGAAAAGGAAAAAGGAAGGCACGUGGGUCCAUAAUAGGCUUUAAAGAUGUUGGAUGUGUAAAGAAAGUAUCGGAAAGUUCCGCUUCAGCAGCAACGCGUCAAUUACGGCUAUUGAUACUACUUUGAUAGACUCCGAACGGUUCUUACACUCAGGGUUCGGCGCAAAAUACAGACCACUUUGAAAUGUA
Molecule: messenger RNA, 2256 nt
Organism: Fusarium oxysporum Fo47
Lineage: Eukaryota; Fungi; Ascomycota; Sordariomycetes; Hypocreales; Nectriaceae
Product: amino acid/polyamine transporter I
Exons: 6
Coding region: 345-1937 (530 amino acids)
Biological process (GO): amino acid transport; transmembrane transport
Cellular component (GO): membrane
Molecular function (GO): transmembrane transporter activity
Source: RefSeq, a predicted model, not a curated record